AUGUCUCAUCUAGACCGACUCGGAAUCCAGGGCAUUCGCUCCUUUGAUUCACGCGGCGCCAGAGAGACCAUAGUCUUCUAUUCGCCCCUGACUCUCGUUGUUGGCGUCAACGGCUCCGGCAAAACAACCAUCAUCGAGUCAUUAAAAUAUGCCUUUACAGGAAUCUUGCCACCAGGUGCCAAGGUCGGCGGAGCCUUCAUCCACGAUCCAAAGUUGAACGGCGAUAACGAUUCCAAUGCUCAAAUCAAAGUAGGCUUUACCGAUACAAAGGGAAUCCCUCUGGUCGCUACUCGAAACCUCCAACUCACCAUAAAGAAAACCGCACGAUCGAUGAAAACCCUCGAGUGUUCGCUCUCCAUCAAACGACAUGGCGAACGCUCUGCUAUCUCGGCGCGUGUGGCUGAGCUUGAUCAAAUCAUGCCUCAAUACCUGGGUGCCUCGACUGCUGUGCUGGAGAACGUUAUCUUCUGUCAUCAGGAGGAUAGCUUGUGGCCACUGAGCGACUCUGCUAGCCUCAAGCGAAAGUUCGAUGAGAUAUUCGAGGCCGAAAAAUACACCAAGGCUAUCAAGAACAUCGCCGACAUCCGCAAGUCGCAGAAGAUCGAGCUGGAUAAGAUGAAGAUUAUCGAGGCCCAAGCCAAGCAAGACAAAGAUCGAGCUUCCCAGGCUAAGAAGAAGUCACUUCAGCUCCAAGAUGAAAUUGAAAAGAUGCGAUCCGAGGUUGAGGAUCUAGGGGAACGCAUGAUCAAAGCUCAGGAACGUGCUCAUAAUGCGCAUCAAGAAUCGGAAGGCUUUGCUCGCAUCCUCGGUCAGCUAGAAGGCAAACGUAUCGAAGCUGCUAGCAGACGAGAGAACGUCGAGAGCCUUCGUUCCACUCUCAAGGAGAUGUCGGAAUCUGACGAAUGGAUUGAGUCUACGCUCGAGCAAUUUGAUGAGAAUCAGCAGGAGUUGGAGGGUCUCAUUGUCAGCAAGAAGGAGCAGUACAUGUCUUACGUUGAUGAAAUCGAAAAGCGCCGCAGUCUGCUGGAUGUCAAACUAGCCGAGCGGGGCAAGUUCCAGCAGGACAAGGAAGAGUACAACCGCCAACUAGCUCGCCGAAAGGCCACGAUUCGCGAUGUGGCGUCUAAGCAUAACAUUCGUGGCUACGAUGAUUUGUCAGACGACCAAGAUGUUGAGGACUUCCUGUACAAGAUUCGCAAGCAGCACAAGGAACGACAGUCUGCCCUUGACCGGGCAAAACGGGACCAUAACGCAGAAAAGGAGCAAGCUCGUAGUCAGAUCAACAAGUUGACGACUCAGCGAGAGGCUCUGCAGCACAACAAGAUCUCCGCGAACCGUCAGAUUGCGCUCAACAAUCGCGAAGCUGGCGAAUACCAAAAGAAAGCUGACAACGUUCGGGUUGAUGAGGGUACGAAGGCUACCAUCGAAACGCGCAUCGAUGAGCUGAAGGAGAAAAUCGACAAUGCUCAGAAGGUAGCCAGAACAUCCGCAUGGCCCGAGAAACUCAAGGAAUCCAACUCCUCUUUGAGUUCUCUGGAAGCCGAUGGCAGUCGUCUCAGCAAUGAGUUAGUGCGGGGCACGAAAAGAGCCGGCGAGACUGCGAGACUCGCCCUUGUCAAGCAGGAGAUGAAAGAACGCCAACGCAGCUUGCAGACGCUCGUCGAUGCGCACAGCGAACGUUUAAAAUCGAUUCUUGGGCACGACUUUCAGCCUAGCACGCUCGAGCGAUCCUUCCAGGAUGCCAUGGACAAUGUUAGUCGCGACUUGAACCUUGCUCAGCGGGAGAGAGAUGCAACGAAACAAGAGCUGGAACAAGUCGCGUUUAGGGCGAGAGCUGCUCGUACAGAUCUCGCGCAACAGAAUGCCUUAGUGAAAAGUUGCGAGCAAAAGAUCGCCGAAGCUACGGGUGAUGAAGCUGCUGAAUACGAGCAAACCCUGAUGAAUGCAGAAACUGCCGCCGAGGAUGCGCGAGGUAGUGGUGGAGGCGCCAAACAACUCCAGGAGUACUUUGAAAAGGUCCUGGCGUCUAUGGAUCAUCCCACCAAGCCCGCUUGUCGUACGUGUAACCGAACCUUCAAAGGGCCUGAUGACCCGAACCUCAAGAAAACCAAGGAACGCGUAGAAAGCUGGGUCAGACAAGCUAUCGAGCAAGAGAAAGGGUCACAUCUUGAGGAAGCCGAGGAGUUCCUCAAAGCUGUACAAGGUGUCCGUGCGGCUUAUGACAAUUGGAAGCAAGCUGGGGAUAUCACCAUACCGGCUUUGAAGAAGCAACUCGAAAAUCUGGAAUCUGAGAAGGAAACCGUCAACACGACUCUUGAGAAGCGAGAUGCGGUCUUCCAAGAGCGCGAAGAGGCAAAGAAGGCUCUGGAAAGCAUUGCAAAGACGGUGGCAUCCAUUGCAAAGUACGACUUUGAGGUCAAGGAUUUCAGCAAACAAGCUGACGAGCUGUCCGUCAAGCAGUCUCAACAAUCGGGAGGUCGCACCCUUGAUGAUAUCGAGGAAGAGAUCUCAUCUGUUGGCGAGCAGAUCCGAAAGACUAAAAUUGAGAUUACUCGGCUUACCGGUGAACAAGAGCAGUCGCGGUCGAACUUGACGGAGAUGAGUAACGACUUACACCACCUACAGAGUGAGCUGAAGUCCACGGGCUUCGAACUCGAGAAGAAGGCUUCCUUGCUUGCUCGCGUUGAUGAAUACAAGUCACAAAAUCAGAAGCAGCGAGAAACGGUCGAGAAAGCUGACAGCGAUAUCCAGGGGCUCGACCCUGAGAUUGAAACGGCCAAAACGAAACUAGACGACAUCUCGGAGCGAGCUGAUGCCAAUGAGCGAGAGCUUAGUCGAGAAGCAUCCGAGUUGACGUCAAGUGUGCAAUCUCUUGACCUGCUCAACGAUCAGAUCUCGGCAUACCUCAAGCGUGGAGGUGACAACCAGCUCGCCAAUGUUGAUCGCGAGAUCCAGAUGUUCGAGGGCGAGAUCAAGAGCCUGACGACGGCGCAGGGCAAAUUGUCGGCUGAAGUGAACAAGCUCAACGAUCAGAAGAAAGAUGGUGAAAGCACUCGGCGACAAUAUGCCGACAACCUCCGGUAUCGACAUGACAACCGAGCGCUGGAACAGCUGAGGAAAGAGAUUGAGGAGCUUGAGUCGCACAAUGCCGACAUCGAUCGAGCACGACUUAUGGCGGAAGCAGAGAAAUUCACACGCGAGCACAAUGUGUUGAGUGCCAAACAAUCCAACUUGAUGGGAUCCAUGCAUGCUCAGGAUCAACAACUGGGCGAUAUCCUUCAGCAAUUCAAGGUUGACUUCAAAGAUGCGCCCCGACGGUACACGGAUGCACAUAUCAAGGUGGAGACGACCAAAGCUGCAGUGGAGGACCUUGCCCGCUAUGGCGGUGCACUAGACAAGGCCAUCAUGAAGUUCCACAGCUUGAAGAUGAGUGAAAUCAACAACAUAAUCAGUGACCUCUGGCAAGCGGUGUACCAGGGGACGGACAUCGACACGAUUGAGAUUCGAGCGGACGGGGAUGCAUCAACGGGAAAGAAGUCGCACAAUUACCGAGUGAUGAUGGUCAAGAAUGGGACCGAGAUGGACAUGCGUGGACGAUGCAGUGCUGGGCAGAAAGUACUAGCCAGCAUCAUCAUUCGACUUGCACUAGCCGAGUGUUUCAGCACCAACUGCGGUGUCUUCGCGUUGGACGAGCCGACGACCAACCUCGACCAGCCUAACAUCGAGGCUCUUGCCAAAGCGUUGCACGGUAUCAUCAAGGCACGAGAGGGACAGUCGAAUUUCCAACUGAUCGUCAUCACCCACGACGAGGAGUUCUUGAGACACAUGCAGUGUGGAGAUUUCGCGGAUUAUUAUUACCGCGUGUCUCGCAAUGACGAGCAGAAAUCUAUUAUUGAGCGACAAAGCAUUGCUGCAGUCAUGUAA
Cyphellophora europaea CBS 101466 is the source of this 3924-nucleotide messenger RNA. RefSeq lists its product as uncharacterized. Gene Ontology annotation, cellular component: Mre11 complex; condensed nuclear chromosome; nucleus. Gene Ontology annotation, biological process: chromosome organization involved in meiotic cell cycle; telomere maintenance via recombination; double-strand break repair. Gene Ontology annotation, molecular function: double-stranded telomeric DNA binding; G-quadruplex DNA binding; ATP hydrolysis activity. Lineage: Eukaryota; Fungi; Ascomycota; Eurotiomycetes; Chaetothyriales; Cyphellophoraceae. Bases 1 to 3924 code for a protein of 1307 amino acids. The record is from RefSeq and is a predicted model, not a curated record. The transcript has a single exon.